AUGACGAACUGCGACAGACUUAAAGUUGUCAUUCUUGGGAACUCCCGCGUUGGGAAGUCAGCUGUGACUGUCCGAUAUCUGACAAAAAGAUACAUUGGAGAAUACAGUUCUUUUAAAGAUUAUCUAUAUCAACACAGCGUAUCUUUCGAUAAUGUCACAACAGAAGUGGAAAUCUUGGACACAUCCGCUUGUAAAACGACAGCCUGUCUACAUGAACAUAUUUCUUGGGCCAACGCCUUUGUUCUUGUCUAUAGUAUUUGUGAGAAGGCCAGCUUUCAACAAGCGCGUGUUUUAUUAGAAACAAUUAGUGCUAUGAAAGGUCUAAGGUAUGCGCCUGUGAUUCUGCUCGGCAACAAGAGAGAUCUGGAACACGUACGGCAAGUUGGCGUGGAUGAUGGCCACGAGAUGUCCUUACAAUUCCAAUGUCAAUUCUACGAAGUUUCCGCAGCAGAAAAUUAUGUUGGAGUCAGUUUGGCUUUUCAAAGCCUCAUUCGUGAAGCGAGGGCAAUGCAAGCGCUAAAGACACUACCAGUCAGACGAAAAGUGGGCGCCGCCAUGACAGUUUCGAAGAUGAUCGGUAUGGUAUUUGGGAAGAGUGGAAAAUCUUUACAAAAUGGGAAAAAAAGGCCAUCUUUAUCAAUUUGA
Limulus polyphemus (Atlantic horseshoe crab) is the source of this 645-nucleotide messenger RNA. Its product is annotated as ras-related and estrogen-regulated growth inhibitor-like protein. Bases 1 to 645 code for a protein of 214 amino acids. The record is from RefSeq and is a predicted model, not a curated record. NCBI's taxonomy places the organism in Eukaryota, Metazoa, Arthropoda, Merostomata, Xiphosura, Limulidae. Gene Ontology annotation, molecular function: GTP binding; GTPase activity. The transcript has 4 exons.